AUGUUACGGACGAAUUCAUGGAGGAACGACGGAAGAGUUCGAUUCGAUGAAAUCGAUCUGUUUCUCUUCGGUCCGAAAGGGGUCGGGAUCCGAUCGCUGAUGCACCGUUGGAUACCCAAUCAGCACAGCAGAACGCUCGUGCUCGACGGCCGUAGGAAGCGGGUCCGGAUCCUCGCGAUCCAAGACGAAUCCCAGCUCAAGCACAACAUAAACAUAUCGCGGAGUCGACCGCACGGGGUGCUGUUCGUGUUCGACGUAUCCUGUUCGGAAACUUUCUACUAUAUGAUUCCGCUCCUGGAGAAAGCUAAACCAAUAUUCAACAGUAAUACGAUACGUUAUCUUGUGGGCACCAAACGGGACCUGAGGCAAGACGAGCCCGGGAACGCUGACGAAGUUAUUCUGCACGAGGCAGUCAUGCUGGCCAUGCGCAACCUCAUGCGGUAUCGUGAAUCGUCCGCCGUAACCGGCGAGGGCGUCGAGGGAGCAUUCAUGUCCAUAAUCAAAGAUGUCCACAAACUAGGUCUUCGCCUGGAAACGCAGAGUUUGAUGGCGAACCUCGGAAGUUACAUGUCGCUCCCUCGCAAGGGGAACGAGACGUUCCAUUCUAUCCUCGAACACAGACCGUCGAUCGACAGCGACUCGUGGAGCGUCCUGAGCGACGUGGCCUCGAGUUCGGAGCCUGGCGAGCCCCGAGACCUGAAUGAUUCGGACACCCAUACCACCAGCGAUACAGAGUGGACGAGUUUAUGA
Galendromus occidentalis (western predatory mite) is the source of this 750-nucleotide messenger RNA. RefSeq lists its product as uncharacterized. Bases 1 to 750 code for a protein of 249 amino acids. The record is from RefSeq and is a predicted model, not a curated record. Gene Ontology annotation, molecular function: GTP binding; GTPase activity. The transcript has 5 exons. NCBI's taxonomy places the organism in Eukaryota, Metazoa, Arthropoda, Arachnida, Mesostigmata, Phytoseiidae.